Echinops telfairi (small Madagascar hedgehog) is the source of this 2312-nucleotide messenger RNA. Its product is annotated as F-box/LRR-repeat protein 2. Gene Ontology annotation, molecular function: protein binding. The transcript is spliced from 7 exons. Bases 386 to 1921 code for a protein of 511 amino acids. Lineage: Eukaryota; Metazoa; Chordata; Mammalia; Afrosoricida; Tenrecidae. Gene Ontology annotation, cellular component: SCF ubiquitin ligase complex. Gene Ontology annotation, biological process: SCF-dependent proteasomal ubiquitin-dependent protein catabolic process. The record is from RefSeq and is a predicted model, not a curated record.
UGGGGCUUCCUGCGAAUCACCGGAGGAAAACAGUGGCUGUGCCGUGGGAAGAAUUCAGGUGAUCUUGCCUUCUCAGAUUCUCACUUACGUUCUGAGCUUCCUGCCUCUGUCUGAUCAGAAAGAGGCCUUGCUCGUGAGUCGGGCUUGGUACCGUGCAGCCCAGAAUGCCCUCCGGGAGACAAACGUGAGAUACAACAUCCCUGUGGCCUCAGCCUCCCUCCCGGCCAUCGAGAACCUGGGCGUCCAGGGCAUCUCCUGCAUCAGCCUGAGCAACCUGGAUGGCUCACCAGCUGCCCACCAGGUGCUGCAGGCUGUCGCCUACCACCUGGGCCCACACCUGCAGAGCUUGUGUCUGGGCGGGGGCAGCCCCACGGAGGCCUCCUUCAUGACCCUGAUCAUGGGCUGCCCGGCCCUGCGGACCCUCGACCUGAGCGGCUGCAACAGCCUUUUCACCUCGGGCAUGCUGCUGGCCCAGCAGGAAGUGGCGCAGCGUGCCCGGGAGGCGCUGGGUGGCCUCCGGGAGCUCAGCCUGGCCAGCCUGCGGGACCUGGCCGACCUCAGUUUCAACCGGCUCAGCAGCUGUGCCCCCAGCCUGGAGUGUCUCUCCUUGGCCUACUGCCACUUAACUUUCGAGAGGCGCCCAGUCCGAGUCUCCCCUGGCCCCCAGGACUCCAGCCCCUCCCUCCUGUCCUUCCGGAACCUUCUGCGGUUCGUGAAGGAGCGGGCGGGCCGGCUGCGUGCCCUGGACCUGAGUGGCACUGGCCUGCCCGCCGAGGCCUUGCAGGCCCUGGGUCAGGUGGCUGGCCUGCAGCUGCGGGAGCUGCUGCUCCGUGGCUGCCGGGACCUGUCUACAGAGGCCAUAGCCGUCCUGUGCCGCCAGCAGCCUGGCCUCACCUCCCUGGACCUCAGCGGCUGCUCGGAACUGGCUGAUGGGGCACUGCUGGCCGUCAGCCGGGGCCUGCGGCACCUGCAGCACCUGAGCCUGCGGAAACUGCAGCGCCUGACUGAUGCCAGCUGUGCCGCCCUGGGGAGCCUGCGGGAACUGCGGAACCUCGACCUGGCCGAGUGCUGCCUGCUGAGCGGGUGGGAGCUGGCCCAGGCCCUGGGCUCAGAGUGCAAAGCCCCGCCGCUGCCCCUGGCCUCCCUCAGCCUGGCCUACUGCUCUGCCCUCAAGGAUGCCACAGUGCUUUCCUUGGUGGCAGCGCUAGCUCCCAGCCUCAGGGUGCUGGACUUGUCUUCCUGCGUGGCCCUCACCAGCCGGAGCCUGCAGGCCAUCUGCACCAAGCUCCCCCACCUCUCCGUCCUACGCCUGGCGUGGUGCAGGGAGCUCCAGGACUGGGGGCUCCUGGGCCUAGGGCAGCCAAGCGAGGGACCUGCGCAGAUGUUGCAGCUGUACCCCGAGUUGGAGCAUCAGGCCACAGACCCCGAAGAGCGCCCUCCCAGCCCGCAGGGCCCCUCCCUGCUCCUUCUGCAGGCCCUGCAUGAGCUGGACCUCACAGCCUGCAGCCAGCUGACUGAUGCCAGCCUGACGAAGGUACUCCAGUUCCCCCAGCUGAGGAAAUUGUCGCUGAGCCUGCUGCCAGCGUUCUCAGACAGAGGUCUCAUGGCGGUAGCCAGGGGCUGCCCCAGCCUGGAACACUUGGCAGUGAGCCACUGCCACCUCCUCAGUGACCAGGGCUGGGCCCAGGCAGCCGGCUCCUGGCCAAGGCUGCAGGACCUCAACCUGUCCAGCUGCAGUCAGCUCACGGAGCAGACCCUGGACACCAUUGGGCAGGCAUGCAAGCGACUCCGGGUGCUGGAUGUGGCCAUGUGUCCUGGGAUCAGCAUGGCUGCCAUCAGGCGCCUCCAAGCCCAACUGCCCCAGGUGACCUGCAUCCAAUCCCGCUUCGUAGGAGGGGCUGACCUGUCCCUAACACUCUGAGGUCAGGCCACUGGCCCCUUAGCCCCGGCAUCCCCAGUCCUGACCUCUUGAUCUGGAGUCUGACUCUGUCCCCUGCCUCCUUUCUCUGCUACCCCCCAGAGUGCCUUUCCCAAGCUCCAAACCCCUUUCCUAGGGAGGGCUUGGGGUAGGGCCCAUCGAUGCAGGGCCCACAGCAUCUUCUCCAGCUCCAUGUGGCCGGAACGGCCCUGGGCCCAGCCCCAAGGUGGGCAGGACGUAGUGCUAGGAAGGGAGGGGCAGACCUGCACCUCUUGGCCCUGCCCCCUUCUCAGACCAGGAGGCCUGGCCUUAACCUUGUCCCCUGAAGGCACCCUUUCAGUGAUAAGUCAGUGUUUGCUGUGAACCCAAACAAGAUUAAAAACUCCCUAUCUCA